Rhagoletis zephyria (snowberry fruit fly) is the source of this 2541-nucleotide messenger RNA. RefSeq lists its product as uncharacterized. Lineage: Eukaryota; Metazoa; Arthropoda; Insecta; Diptera; Tephritidae. The record is from RefSeq and is a predicted model, not a curated record.
AAAUGCAACAAAAACGCCAUGAGCAACAGCAGCAGCAUAUGUUUAAUGUCAAUAAUGGCAAAAACAACAAUUGUUUGAAGAAUAACAAUAACGGCAAAGCAAACGCCAACACCACCACCACCACCACCACCGCCAACAGCUUUAAUACGAAUAGCAGCAGCAGCAGCAGCAGCAGCCCACCACCAAACACAGCCAUCAAUCAAUCAAUGUUAAUAAAAACAUCAACGAAUACCAAAGAAAAUUGCGUUCCCGUGCUAGCUGCAAGCAAUCACGUCGAAUUGACUGUUGGUGGUUGCUAUCCCGCUGCGCUCAAUGCGAUGGCGCUAACCGUUCCCGCAACUGGCUGUGGUGGCGAUGGUGGCCCUUUUAACGUUGGCAAUCACCGCCGCCUAGCGCAGGCAUGCGAGUACGUCAUUGUCAAGCAGCAUCGUCACUGUGAGGAGUAUUUAGAUGGGAAUGCGAAGGUAUUCGAUGUGCUGCCAGCGCAUGAUGGCUCCGCCAGGAAGGAGUGCGAAUUGCUACUACGACGCCUAGCUGCCGCCAACUCGAGCAACAGCACCAACAACAACAACAAUCAGGCGACUUUCACUACAUUUCCAGCCGGCGCAUUGCAUCGCCCCAGCUCACCGUCGCUCAACCUCAAUACACAGGUCUCUUCGCUGUUAUCCACGGACAAGGACAGCGGCAUGGGCAGUCCGGUGGGUAGUUCGCGUAGCGCGCGGCUACGUCGCCGCAAAUACAAAUCAGCAGCUACGGUGAGUUGGCUGGCACAGGCGAAUACAUUGCAUCCACGCGUCUCACAGCGCGCUGUCGCCGCUAUUAGUGGACUCAACACACAGCUGACCAAUGCACAUGGUGACAAUGGGAAGCACAUUGCUGUCAUUGAACAGGCAUUGGGCGAGGAUGGGUUGGGCGUGGAUGCGCUGAAUGGUUUAGGUGGAGGCGGUGUAGGAGGAGGAGGAGGAGGAGGCGGAGGCGUAAGUGCAAAUGAGCGGCUUUUGAAAAUUAUUCUAGCACAGGAUGAAACCAUUCAUCGUCAGUUGGCACUUCUAAGAGAGAAGGAACGACAAAUUUCUAAAAUUGAAGAGGAAAAGCAUCGUGUCCGCGAACGCGAAUUGGGAAAAAAUUACCCUGAAACGUACCUGAAUGGCUUGGAUGAAGCGAAUGUGGAGCCCGAUUUGGAUGUGGGCACCGAUGUUGGAGGAUUUGCCGAUAGUCCACUUAAUGAAUUCAAUGAUGUACGCCAUGCCGAUACCAUUGCUGCUGCUACCAAUGAUGCUGGCGGUGAUGGGCAUGACAAUGACGCUGAUGUGGAAAUUUUUAUAGAUGAACCGUAUCACCGCACAGCAAGGACGACUGCGGCGCACACAACCGCAGCACCAACAACUAAAAAGGAUAUUGUGGCAGGUAAAACAAGGGACUUCAAUUUGGAUGCACGCCACUCGAAAAAAAUGAAAGAAGAUUUCACUGGCGGAGGAGGUGGUCUUGCUGUGGUAAUGACUGCGGCGAAGACAGAUGCAAAUGAACCGCUAGCUGCUGCCACCAGCCACGGAAAUGAGAAGGAAAUAGAUGUACAACUCUUUUGGCUGGAAAAGAUCUAUGCACUUAACAAGCAGCUGCAGCGCGAGGAGGAAAUGCUGCUGAAGUUGCAUGCAAAAAUAAGAAAACAUCAGGUGAAGCGCGCCUAUCAAACAAAGCGCGAGGUGGUGCAACAAAUCGAGAAAUUGGAUGCAGAGCUGACGUUGCAGUGUUGUGACAUACGCGCAGUGGAGAGUAAAUUACACGCUUCCAACGAGCAAUUGAAACAGAAGUUGGGCGUGUUGGAGCGAUUGAGUCAAGAAUUUCUGGAGACGAUGGACCAAGCAGCGCCCCCAGCGGAGGCUGGAGAGCAAAGUGUAGCCGAAGUGGCAGCUGAUGCUGAUAGUGAGGCAACUGUUAAUCGAAUGCCAGAUGUAAUUAACAAUGAAGAUCACAAUCUUGCAACAGAGAUGGCGUUGCAUGCCACAGCGACAAUGGCGAGGGAGAAUAAAUUGCAAGAAGCGACCGUUGAUGAGUUGCAUGCAAAACAGAUGACGACGGUGGAGUUUGGUGGACAGCAACAAGGUUGCCAGUUGCAGUCACAAAGAAGUGGCGUAGCCGAUGAAGAUGUGUGGCAUAGACAAAAUAAUGCCAAGUUGCACUUGCCACAUGCAAUGCAGUCAGCCACCCAAGCGUUGCAUACAGAUUUGAAUGGCAAAAGUGAUUCGAAGGCGUUGGGGGAAGAAAGUGCAGCAGCAGCAGCACCAGCAACAGGAAUAGUAACAGCACCAUCAUCUGCUGAGGACGGAGAAGCAACAAGACCAACAACAGCAGCUGCUAGAGAAGCUGCUGCCAUGGCAGCAAGCCACGCAUCAGCGGCAGCCUUCAAACUGACAGCGACAGGCUAUGCCGUUUCAUCGUCAAGUGCAAGAAUGACAGCAGCAGCAAUAACAACAACAACAAGACCGUUGGCAACAGCAAUAAAUGCCACAGCAGAUGUAACAACAGUCGCCGCAACUGCAU